Molecule: messenger RNA, 1413 nt
Organism: Physcomitrium patens
Lineage: Eukaryota; Viridiplantae; Streptophyta; Bryopsida; Funariales; Funariaceae
Biological process (GO): regulation of DNA-templated transcription
Molecular function (GO): DNA binding
Source: RefSeq, a predicted model, not a curated record
AUUUUAUUUUUUCCAUUGCUGUGCCGCACUUGUCCGUCGGGGGAUUCAUUCAAUCUAAUCCCUGCUGCUCCAAUCCUUGUCAGUCUGCGCCUCUCGCAUUGCCGACUCCCCUGCAAUCUGCGCAUUCUAUCGCGCUUUUAAUUCCUGCAUCGUUGCGUUGCAUUUUGUGGGUCGCCAACCGCCGCCAGCACUUGCAAGGGAAUAACUCGCCAUGCAUGCUGCGGCCACCUUCGGACGCCUGCUCUAUGUGCCGCAGCUCCAGCAGGCUUAUCGUAGUUCGGGAGAAUGUUGCACCAGCACCAGCACCAGCGGUGGUGGUGGUGGUGGCAGAGUAGGGUUGUGUAGCGCAGGGGAUGAGCUUCGAAGGACCCAGAAGUGGGGAGAUGGGAUCCUGAGGGCGAAGCGUGGGAGAAUAAUCGCUGCGAGGCGGGGAAGCGGGGAGCAGCGGUUCCCUGUUGGGGAGUAUGGGGAGCGGAUUGUGGUGUCGGCGCAUGAGGAUGAGGACGACGACGAGGAAGAGAUUAAAUUGGAGUGUGACGAGAAUGGGUGCGUCAUUGUGAAGGCCACUUCGAAGAAUUUGGAGGAGUUGGAUGACCGUGGGGGUUUCUUGUGUUGCGACUUAUCAGGCUGCUACUUUUCAGAUGAGCCACCGGUUGAGAAGACGUUUGAAGUGAUUGAAGGGGAAGGGUGGCGCCUGGGAUACGAAACUGCACCAGAAUCAGAAGAUAGCUUCUGCGCUAUAGUUGGAGCUGGUGGAUGGAGCCUUGCUCUAACAGCAUCAGAGUUUAAUGAUUUCUGCUAUCUUAUACAGACCUUGAGAAAGGGCAUCGCAACUAUGGACGAGGAUGGGUUUAUAGGAAAGGAAGAAGUUGUUAUGCAGAUGGAGAGAGGCAGCGUUUGGAUGGCGUGCAGUAUACCUAAGAAGAGAGUUACAAUAUUUCGAAAUCUCUGGAAGCUUGGAAAAAAAGCUUUUGUUGAAAGCCAACAGAAUACUGCCUUCGAGCUACGGUUCAUUCUUUCUGGUGUAUCAGGCAGACGACAGGCUGAAGGAUUCUGGCCGCCUGAGGCUGUAAUGGAUAUGCUUAAGAAGAUAGAUGUGAAGAACCUGGAACUGGAAGAGCAGGAUGCAGUAGCACAAAAACCUGCAGCAGACAGACUUGCAUAACCUUAUAGCAAAUUUUGUUUCUCCCAAAUAUAAUUGAUCUGUAUUUAUGCGGGGAUAGGACAUUUUACGUAAACUGUAAACAUUCUGCGAAUUCCUGACUCACAGCAAUGCCCAGAGUCACAUUUGGUUUAUUACUGAUGCUACACUAGAUUCUAUAGAGAUGUACACUAAAUCUUGGAAGCAGCUUUGUCCGCCAUAAGCAUUUCUCCAAGUUUGUGCAUUAUAACAUAUAUUUUUUGCAGCUUAAA